Rhizopus microsporus ATCC 52813 is the source of this 3125-nucleotide messenger RNA. Its product is annotated as Na+/K+ P-type ATPase. The transcript is spliced from 2 exons. Gene Ontology annotation, biological process: intracellular calcium ion homeostasis; calcium ion transmembrane transport. Gene Ontology annotation, cellular component: plasma membrane. Lineage: Eukaryota; Fungi; Mucoromycota; Mucoromycetes; Mucorales; Rhizopodaceae. The record is from RefSeq and is a predicted model, not a curated record. Gene Ontology annotation, molecular function: P-type calcium transporter activity; ATP hydrolysis activity; ATP binding. The coding region runs from base 26 to 2953 and encodes 975 amino acids.
CUAUCCCUUUUUUUUAUUAAUUACAAUGAAAAGGGAUGAAGUGCCCCUGCAAGCUUGGCACGUUGAAACAACUGAUGAUGUUGCCAAACAUUUAGAUACAGAUUUAGACAAUGGUUUAACAUCAGAAGAAGCUUCAAAGAGACACACGAUUUAUGGAUACAAUGAACUCUCGGCAGAUGGUGGACCUAAAUGGAUCAAGGUCCUGAUGGGUCAAUUCAUGGAUGCAAUGAACUGGAUCUUUAUUGCACUUGCCAUUGUUUGUUAUGUCUUGGGCGAUUAUAUCACUGGAUCAUUGCUUUUGUUUAUUGCUGUAUUGAAUAUCUACCUGGGAUUCUCACAAGAGUAUGCUGCCGAACAGACAUUGGCUGCUUUGCGCAACCUGUCCUCACCGAUGACAAAUGUUAUACGUGACGGCGUGGAAAAAUCCAUUGCAAGUCGUGAGAUUGUGCCCGGUGACAUUCUUCUCGUUAAAGAAGGUGAUUCUGUUGGUGCUGAUGCUCGUCUUGUAUAUAUUUCCAACUUGGAAGUCGAUGAAGCCCUGUUGACAGGUGAAUCAGUGCCUGUUUCUAAGCAAUUGGUUGUGCUAGAAAAACAAGAUGAACCUCUUGGCGAUCGAGUCAACAUGAUCUAUUCUUCUACAAUUGUUUCCAAAGGUCGAGGCAAGGCAAUUGUGACCGCUACGGGCAUGCAUACAGAAAUCGGUAAGGUUGCAAAAAAGUUGAAUGACUCAGGCGACAACGAUAGAACACGUCUUCAGAAAAGUUUGGAUAAAAUGUACCUCAUGCUACUUGCAGCUGCAAUCAUCUGUGUUAUCGUCGUUUUGGCAUCCGUAAAAUUUAAAGCAGAUUACGAUACUGGAAUGUAUGCGAUGACAGCUGCCCUUUCUGUCCUACCAGCUGGAUUAACCACCGUGAUGACAGUAACCCUAGUGCUCGGAGGAAAAGAGAUGACACGGCAAAAGGCGAUUGUUCGAAAAUUAAAGUGUUUAGAAACCUUGGGUUCGGUCACCAACAUUUUCUCUGACAAGACUGGAACACUGACGAUGGCAAAAAUGGUCGUCGUACGCUUCUGGACUCCAUUAGAAGGCUUUUUUUAUGUGACGCCUAAUGGUUUGGCUCCUGUCGGCGAUGUAUACCAAACAUUCGAAGAACUUCCUGACAAAAUCGGCGACGACAAGAAUGCGGUCCGUGUCGAUAGAGAUUCACUCUCAUCUGAAACAUUGCAGCUCGUAAGAUGUGCAGCACUUUGCAACGUGUCCAGUAUCUACCGCCGAGAACAAGAUGAUGAAAGUGAAAAAACAACGGAUGAGAGCGCCGAUUCAGAUGAUUGGAUCGCAAGCGGCGCACCUACCGAAGUGGCUCUUCAAGUCUUUGCUCACAAGUUUGGUAUGGGAAAACCUGAUUUGAGCAGCAAUGGCUGGGAACUCCUUGCAGAAUAUCAGUUUGACUCAACUAUCAAGCGCAUGUCAACGGUGUGUGUUGACAGAAACAGUGGCGUAGUCUAUGUAUUUACCAAAGGAGCAGCCGAACGUGUGAUCGAACUAUGUUCUAACGUACCAAUCGAAGUGGACAAGUCACGUAUCUUGGACACAGUCUAUACUUUAGCUACAAAGGGUCUUCGAGUAAUGGCCAUGGCAUACCGCAAGCUGGAUAUUCCUUCCGAUAUUACUGCUGAAGAAUUACAAAAGAUGCACCGUGAAGAUGUGGAGCGUGACCUUGUCUUUGUUGGGUUAACUGGUAUUUAUGAUCCACCUCGUGACGAAUCACGCCAGGCUGUUCGAGAAGCGCAUCAAGCUGGUAUCUCUGUUCAUAUGUUGACUGGUGAUCAUGAAGCUACUGCAACUGCUAUUGCCAAAGAAAUUGAUAUCCUGAACCAAAAAAUGAGCCCCGAAGCAAUCAAGUCUUUAGUAAUGACUGGUACUGCGUUUGACGCUCUGUCUGAUGAAGAGAUCGAUGCACUUCCCAAGCUACCUCUUGUCGUCGCACGUUGCUCUCCUGAAACCAAGGUCAAAAUGAUCCAAGCGUCUGCGCGUCGCAACAACAUCUCUGCCAUGACAGGUGAUGGUGUCAAUGACUCUCCCUCGCUUCGUAUUGCGGAUGUAGGCAUUGCCAUGGGCAAGAACGGUAGUGACGUAGCGAAGCAAGCCUCUGAUAUAAUUUUGACCGACGAUAACUUUGCAACCAUCAUUCGUGCUAUUGCUGAAGGCCGUCGCAUCUAUCAAAAUAUGCAACGUUUCCUCCUCUACUAUUGGAUUUGUUUACUUGGUAUGGCUCUUGUCGUCCUUGUGUGCUUGGCUGUUCGAGAUCCUGCUGGUAGAAGUGCUGCGCCUUUGUCUACUCUUCAAAUGAUAUUUAUGUAUGUUUCCAUCACUCCACCAGCCGGUUUACUCAGUAUACUGCCUCCAUCCAAGACAGUCAUGCAGGAGCCUCCACGUCCACCAACUGAAAGCAUAUUCAAUCGAGAAAUUAUUAUCGAUACAUUCGUUUACUCUAUUGGUUUCUGUAUUGUCUGUAUGAUUGCUUACUUUGUCCCUCUUUACGUUGUCGGCAACGGUAUUGGUGGAGUGAAUUGUGAUUCAAAUUAUGUAGCAGGCGCCUGCGAUUCAUUUUUCAGAGCACGUGCUUCACUCUUGGUAACUGUGACAUUUGUAAGUAUGGUAGUUAUGGUCCACUGUCGAAGUUAUCGUGAACCCCAAUGGAAUCUGGCCGGCGUCAAGGAAACAUUCAAGUCUCGUACGAUCAUUGGCACAUUCUUUUUCAACAUCAUCUGUCUUUGUAUUUUUAUGUACGUUCCUAAAGUGGCUAUCGAGGGCUUCCGUAUGCUUGGAACUACUUGGGAAUGGGGUCUGGACGUUGGCUUGGUCUUGGCCAUGAUUAUCUAUGGUGAAGUCUUUAAAUUACUGAAGCGCAAGCUCAUGAAACCUUUGGAAAACACUCUGGUAGAAGACGAGUAAAAUCAUACGCGAACCAUCUUAGACCGUUGUGAUACAUUAUCACUAAAACAGUAACAUAGCUCUCAAUGUACAGACAUAUAAUAGACUUUAGUACGAGUACUAUCAACCUAUAUUUUGUUAAUUUAUUUUCUUUAUACAAACAUUAUUAAUAAAAUUAAUCAACUUGACACAC